CUCAUCUGUAGCUGAUUUUGGCUUUACAAAUCAAAAUCAAUAUCCAUACUAUUUAGGCAGGCUUUUGCCCCUUUUUAUGAUAGUAUAUUUACUCCUUUUGCACUAGACUGCACAAUUGGUUCAAAAGGCCUAUGAAGAGCUUUAAAAAGUUCCACAUUCUACUCGUCUUUGUGCCUCUGUCUAUUUAUCAAAAUUAACUAGAUCAUAAAACCUCAAACUUUUUAAACAACGUGUAAUUACUUUACCGUUCGUACUUCCAAUAUGGCGACCGUUAUUCCUCGACGCAUGCGCAGUCCACUGUAGCGCGUCGUGCGUCUCGCUCGCUCUUGCAAUGCAUUUUAAACGAAACGUAUUCCAAAUUCAAAUCGUGUCGGUGCCGUAUUGAAUUCCGUCAUGUGAAAAUUGUUUUGCGUGUUUAAAAAUCGUCAAAAAUGUUGAGUCAAGCGAAAUGGCUGAUGAUGGUGAUAGCGGCGCUGCUGACGCUGCAAUCUAGAGGAGAUGGCGGCAUCAGGCUGCCUGACCAGGCCCCGAAGGAGGAAGGGGAGGGGAGGAGUCUUAACUUUGGAGGGGAUAGGGGACGAUCUCCUCAAGCCCAAGGCCGUGGUCUCCUGGACUGGCUCGGGUUCGGAGAGGAUCAGGACCCUUACAUCCAGCAGUCGACACAGCAGUGCAUCAACGGAGACCUCGCUGACUGCUUCAAGGCUCAAGCCUUGAGGUCCUUUGACGACUUCUUCGAUAAACCGGCUUACCAGCUAUCAGAAAACGCAGUGCUAGUGAAGGUAGAAUCCCAAGCUCGUGCGCUUACUCACGAACCGCCGCAGCUCGAGUCCCAGCCACGAAGCGAGGAUUCUGAUUGGGAGGCACUUGUUAAGUUCGGCAUGAGGAAGAUUGAGAGGUUCCUAAGAUCGACAGCUCUGGAGAUGCAGCUCGAUGAUGAGGUGACGUCACGCGGAGUGAUCGCUCCUCGCUUCAUUGAACAAUUCUCAGAUGAUGACGUCAUUGAAAACAAGAAUGCUCCUUUCCGUCACCACAAGUUGAAGAAGCUGAUCAUCCCUAUGCUGUUGAUCCUCAAGCUGUUCAAGUUGAAGCUGCUCCUCUUCUUACCCCUCAUCUUAGGUCUCGCCAGCUUCAAGAAGUUCCUCGGUUUCAUGGCUCUUAUCAUCCCAGGUGUUAUCGGCUACUUCAAGUUCUGCAAGCCUAACUCGUCACCAUUUUCCCCCGGGCACUACUCCGGGCCGCAGUACAGUCCAGCCGGCAUUGGGCUCGGACCCUACCGGGAGUCACCGCCAUCGCAUUACGCGCCUUCUCACUAUGAAACUUAUCAAGGUCACAAAUACGGCUCAGGAGGUAUUUCCUUCAGGGAGAAUGAGAGUCCUCAAGACCUGGCAUACCAAGGCUGGGAGUACAGGAACAAGAAAGGAACCGAAGACAUCAAAGCUGAGGAUCCUUAAGACUGACGAGAUACUAAGCAUUUAGGUAACAAACAGUCAAAAUAUCGUAGGUUUAAGAAAGAAGUCAAAGAUUUCUGAUACAUAGCUGAUAAGACUACAGUAAUACAUAAAGUUAAUAUUAUUGAUAGUAAA
Messenger RNA from Trichoplusia ni (cabbage looper), 1583 nucleotides. RefSeq lists its product as uncharacterized. The transcript has 8 exons. The record is from RefSeq and is a predicted model, not a curated record. The coding region runs from base 432 to 1451 and encodes 339 amino acids. NCBI's taxonomy places the organism in Eukaryota, Metazoa, Arthropoda, Insecta, Lepidoptera, Noctuidae.